This is a messenger RNA of Meriones unguiculatus (Mongolian gerbil), 2689 nucleotides long. RefSeq names its product DNA polymerase mu (gene Polm). The record is from RefSeq and is a predicted model, not a curated record. Gene Ontology annotation, biological process: double-strand break repair via nonhomologous end joining. Gene Ontology annotation, molecular function: DNA binding; DNA-directed DNA polymerase activity. Bases 204 to 1622 code for a protein of 472 amino acids. The transcript has 11 exons. Gene Ontology annotation, cellular component: nucleus. Lineage: Eukaryota; Metazoa; Chordata; Mammalia; Rodentia; Muridae.
UGCGUAAAGCUGGGCCCUUAGGGGUGGAGCCCAAACCAGCCCAGAGGGCGUCAUUUGCAUAGAGCCCCGCCCACUCCCCCGGCGGUAAAUUAGACACCACUUCCCCCCCUCCCCCCCCCCGCCGCAGGCUUCCUCGCCGUCCUUCCGCCCCGUUUCCCGACCUCGUCCGCCCAGGUCGGCCUGUAUCCUGAGUCGGUGCCCAGAUGCUUCCCAAGCGACGGCGAGUGCGUGCCGGGUCCCCACACAGCGCCGCUGCCUCCUCCGCGCCGCCGGCGGCGCGCUUCCCGAGUGUGGCCAUCUACCUGGCCGAGCCGCGCAUGGGCCGCAGCCGCCGGGCCUUCCUCACGCGCCUGGCGCGCUCCAAAGGCUUCCGCGUCCUAGAUGCCUACAGCUCAGAGGUGACGCAUGUGGUGAUGGAGCAGACCUCAGCCCAGGAGGCCAUCUGCUGGCGGAAGAACAUGGAUGCUCUUCUCUCAAGCUGUCCCCAGCCAGCUCUGCUGGACAUCAGCUGGUUUACAGAGAGCAUGGCAGCUGGGCAGCCUGUUCCUGAGGAGGGCCGGCACCGCCUGGAGGUAGCUGAGCCCAGGAAGGAGCCCCUAUGCUCAGUGACGAUGCCUGCAUAUGCCUGUCAGCGCCCCACACCUCUCACACACCACAACACCAUCCUCUCAGAGGCUCUGGAGACACUGGCAGAGGCAGCAGGUUUUGAAGGCAACGAGGGCCGACUUCUCGCCUUCUCCAGAGCAGCCUCGCUGCUCAAGUCCCUUUCCUGCCCUGUCACAUCCCUGAGCCAGCUGCAGGGGCUGCCUCACUUCGGAGAGCAUUCCUCUAGAGUAGUCCAGGAGUUGCUGGAACGUGGAACGUGUGAGGAGGUGGAGCAAGUCCGAUGCUCAGAAAGGUACCAGACCAUGAAGCUCUUCACCCAGGUCUUCGGGGUUGGGGUGAAGACUGCCGACCGGUGGUACCAGGAAGGACUACGAACCCUGGAUGAGCUCAGGGAGCAGCCCCAGAGACUGACUCAGCAGCAGAAAGCAGGGCUCCAGUAUUACCAGGACUUGAGCACUCCAGUUGGGCGAGCUGAGGCCGAGGCUCUGCAGCGGUUGGUAGAGGCAGCCGUGAGACAGACCCUGCCUGAAGCCACUGUCACACUGACUGGCGGUUUCCGGAGGGGGAAGUUACAAGGUCAUGAUGUGGACUUCCUUAUCACACACCCUGAGGAGGGCCAAGAAGUGGGGCUGCUGCCCAGGGUGAUGAGCUACCUACAGAGCCAGAACUAUACCAUGGAUGCUUUUGAGAGGAGUUUCUGCAUCUUGUGCUUGCCGCAACCUCCACGGGCAGCUCUAGAGGAGCCCCUGCAUCCCUGCCCAACGCAGAAGGCUGUGAGGGUAGACCUUGUGGUCACCCCCAACAGCCAGUUCCCCUUUGCUCUUCUUGGCUGGACUGGCUCCCAGCUUUUUGAGCGGGAGCUACGGCGUUUCAGCCGACGAGAGAAGGGGCUGUGGCUGAAUAGCCAUGGGCUGUUUGAUCCUGGGCGGAAGACAUUUUUCCAUGCGACUUCUGAGGAAGACAUUUUCAGAUUUCUGGGCCUCAAGUACAUUCCUCCAGAGCAGAGAAAUGCCUGAUCCUGCCUACUGGCUGCAGAGGGGCUGCCUCAUGCUUGACAGGAAUGUUUCUGGACAGAAGGCGCACUGCCACCCCAUGGCCUCACCGGUGCAUAUGGAGUUUUCACCUGUGGGCACAUUGGCAAGGUGUGACCCCGAGUCAACUCAACUCUCAGCCUCCACAGUCCUCAGGGUCAGAGACUCUGAGCAGUCCAUACAUUGUGGAACUACGACAGCGUCCUGGUCUGCUGUGAGCAUUUGAUCAGUCCAGCUGUGGUUGCUGUGUCCACUGCAGACUACCCCAUUCAGCGCCAGAAAAGAGACACGUGUCCCUGCCCUGGGCUUGAGCAGAAAGUAAUUCUGGCUAUGAGGUGUUGCACAGAAGCAGGAAGUCUGACUAAGUGCUGUGCCGCGGUAUGUGGAGAAGGAGGUGGCCCAGGACAGAAACCUCCAGUGCUGGGGCUGUCCGUGGACACCCCACCCGCAGAGCUGGGUACCGGCCUGUGCCAGGCUUUGUGAGCAGCGCAGCUCUGGAAUCAGGGCUCCACAUUCCUCUCCCACUCUAAGCUAUUGACCCCCUCACAAUCCAGCCCGGGCAGAGCCUGCACUGCCUAACGACAGCCCCAGCAGUGCAUGCUGGGAGGGCUGGUUCCUAGGACAGAGACGGGCACAGCCCAGCCUGGCAGAAAUACUGAAACUCAGCAAGAUCAGUGGGCAGCAACCAAGUGGUUCCAAGCCUGUAGUCUCGUGCAGGCCUGUGGCUCUGGCAUUUCUGUCACUUCUUUCCGUCUCGGCUGUAUUCCCCCAGUUAUGCCUCCUCCACACUUUCCCAGUUCACUCCCAUGUUUGCAGACUCUGUGUGACCAACUCUUUCACCUUCUCUGGGGCCAGAAGCACUACGGUAGGCUCAUCACACAGUCCUCAUCCCAAAGCACCAAGGGCUGGGAAGGCGCUUCCCUUCCCUCACUGCUUACCCACUGUUGCUGCCUUCUUCAGGACCUCACAGAUGAGGGCCUCCUACCUCAGUCACCACAUGAACAAGUAUUUUAAAGAUUACCAUUCAAUAAAAUGCAUUCUUUUGGAUUAUA